Nerophis lumbriciformis (worm pipefish) is the source of this 1402-nucleotide messenger RNA. NCBI's taxonomy places the organism in Eukaryota, Metazoa, Chordata, Actinopteri, Syngnathiformes, Syngnathidae. The record is from RefSeq and is a predicted model, not a curated record.
AAUACCUAGCCAAAAUGCCCAAAAUUAUAAAAAAAAAAAAAACCUAGCCAAAAUGCCCAAAACGAUAAUAAAUACCUAGCCAAAAUGCCCAAAAUGUCAAAAAUACACCCAGGAUUGACGCACAGGGAAGCGGGGAAGAAAAGGGCGAAAACGGCCAUAAAUGUGAAAAAAUACCGAUUUUUAUCAAAAAUACCUAGCCAAAAUGCUAAAAAUGCCCAUGUGGCUAAGUGUGCGUGUAAAGUGUUGUGAUUGUGUGAAAAUGUGCAAAGUAGAAAUGCUGAGGGUGUUGGUGAAGCAGCGACUAACUGCUGCUGUGGAAGAAAUAUUUGUAGUGUUAGAAAGAACGAUAGCAGAAUACGAGGAGGAACUUUCUAGAACAAAAGAGGAGAACGAGCGACAACGUCAACUACUGGACGCUCUUUUCAACAAACAUCAACAAACAGCAGUACAAACAAUGGAGGACUCUGGCAGGCUUGGACCAGCAGAAAGUUCCAGUGAAGAACAUCUCCUCCCUGAGCAGCCGGGCUGGAGCUUCUGGGUGGAGCAGAAGGAGCCGCAUCCCCCCUACGUUAAAGAGGAAGAGGAGAAGCCCAGCACCAGUCAGGAGAGAGAGCAUCUUGAGGGUCUGGAGGAGGCCAAGUUGCCAUUGAGUGGUGUCAUGAUGAAGAGUGAAGAUGAUGAAGAGGAACCUCACUCAUGGCGGCUUCAUCACAGACGCUCGCCGUCAGCGCCGCUGUCGGACAACGACUUGAGCGACAGCGAUGACAAGGACUGUAAAGUCGACGUGACCCUGCACGCCGACCACACACACUUGAAAUGCUCGCAGUGCGACAAAACUUUCAGCGACAACUCAACUCUGAAACGACACACGAGAUGCCACACGGGAGAGAAACCCUUCGCCUGCUCUUUCUGCGAGAAACGCUUCUCUCAGAAGGCGUCGUUGGUGAUCCACACGAGAACGCACACGGGCGAGAGACCUUACACCUGCUCCGUGUGCGACAAAAGCUUCCGCGAUAAUUCGGCGUUAGUGACGCACACGAGGACACACACCGGGGAGAAACCGUUCCCCUGUCCAUUUUGCGACAAAAGAUUCGCUCACAAGGGACAUUUGAUAUCGCACACCAGGACACACACCGGGGAGAAACCUUUCACAUGCUCCGUGUGCAACACCAGCUUCAGGGUGCACUCGGUCAUGAUGAUACACAUGCGGACGCACACGGGAGAGAAACCUUUCGCCUGCUCAGUGUGCGGGAAAAGAUUCACUCAAAAGGGAAGCUUGAGUAUACACACAAGAACACACAAGGGAGAGAAACCGUUUCCCUGCUCGGUGUGCAACAAACAUUUCCGGGUUCGCUCGGCACUGGCUACACACAUGAAAACACACAACGCACAACAACGUUGA